CUCCGCUAAGUUGUUUUUCCUCAGUCAGAACUACGUGAGUGUCGAGGUUUGUCCUGUCUAAAACCUGAUAAUAAUGGGUGACGACUGGGCUAAGGCAGCCGAGGAGCAGGAGGCCAAGGACUUGGUCGAUAAAGUCUGUAACUUAAAGCUCCCCCAAACUGAAGAGGAUGGUGUAUCCCCAGAAAAACAGACAGCUCCAAAUGAAGUCUCCCCAGAGGAGAGUGUUACUGCUGCUGACCUGUCACUGAUGAGGAAGGCAAUGAGGAAAGGCAUUGUUGAGUGCAAGAACAAUGUGGAGGUCUACCGGAAGGACCCCAAGAAUCCCCUCUUUUGUGUCAAGACUUUUGAGGAACUCAACCUACGAAAAGAACUCCUGGAGGGGAUUUAUGAUAUGGGAUUUAAGCUUCCCUCAAAAAUUCAAGAAAUCUCUCUUCCUACACUUUUGGCUGAUCCGCCUGCCAAUAUGAUUGCCCAGUCACAGUCAGGGACUGGCAAGACAGCAGCAUUUACCCUUGCCAUGUUGAGUCGCAUCGACUCCUCCAAGAAGUGUUGCCAGGCUCUGUGUUUGUCACCAACCAUGGAGUUGGCAUUGCAGACCCUUGAUUGUGUGAAGCAGAUGGGAAAGAAAUGCACUGAUAUUACCAUUCGCUCUGCUGUGAAGGGAAACUCAGUUCCUCGUGGACAGAAAAUUAUGGAACAUAUAGUCAUUGGCACCCCUGGGAAGGUGGUAGACUGGGUUACUAAGUACAAAUGCCUGGAUCUGCGUUUAUGUAAAGUGUUUGUACUUGACGAAGCCGAUGUCAUGAUAGCCACUCAGGGCCAUCAGGACCAGUCUGUCCGUAUCCAUAAACAACUUCCUGAAAAGUGUCAGAUGAUGUUGUUCUCUGCCACUUAUGAUGACGAAGUGGUUAAUUUUGCUGAGGCCAUCAUUACUGACCCUGUCGUUCUCCGUCUACGAAGGGAAGAGGAAACUCUAACAAAUAUAAGACAGAUGUAUGUUGAAUGUCGGAGUCAGGAUGAGAAAUAUGAAGCCAUCUCUAACAUCUACUCCAUCCCAGUGGGUAGUGCCAUGUUUUUCUGCCACACUAAGCAGAAUGCUAAUUGGUUGGCAACACGACUGAAGGAAGAUGGGCAUCAAGUUGCUCUGCUCACCGGUGACUUAACACCAGAUGAACGAGUUCGAGUGUUGCUCCGCUUCCGUGAGGGAUCUGAAAGAGUACUGAUAUGUACUAAUGUUCUGGCACGAGGAAUUGACGUUGACACAGUGAACCUAGUGGUCAAUUAUGAUCUUCCCCAUGUGUAUGGAUCUGGCAAAGCAGACUGUGAAACAUACUUGCAUCGAAUCGGCCGCACUGGACGCUUUGGCAAGACUGGCAAUGCCAUCAACAUCGUUGAUGGACAGGAUGACCUUAGGUUAUUGAGGGAAAUUGAGCAGCACUUCAAUAUCAAAAUAGUCAAAUUGGACUAUAACAACAUUGAUGAAAUUGAGAAGCUUGGUGAAGACUAAAGCGAUGUGGGGGGAAUGCAUAAUUUAUUGAUAUAAUAUGAUUAAGUUACUCAUGACACUUACAAUUGAUCAUGAUGGAAAAACCAUAAGGACGCGUAAUAAACAAGAAAUCGGGCAUUAAAUAUCAUGUAAGUACAGUAUUCAGUGAAGGAAUGGCAGUGAACCAGGGCAUCAUACAGCACAGAGACGGCAGCCAUAACCACUAACACAGCGCUCUUAUACUUAAAAGAAUGUGUUUUAGAAUAUACAGUACAAUACUGUAUAACUGAAACUUAAAAUUUUAAUGAAAUAACAUACUUGUAAUAGUGAAUAUAUAUGUAAAGCUCAUGGAAUUAUCAGUAUAAAUAAUGACUGUUCUUAGGAUUUACACAAUGCAGUAAUUGAUAUAUACAAUGUGUGGCCUCAGUAAAGACAGGUAUACAGAUUGACAAAGACUUCUAUAAGAGAGAUUUAUUUACAGGUGUAUAAAGAAUGUUGAAGCACUAAGAAGUAUGUUUUCAUUUCUGGUGAACGAGCUUUAUUGUUAUGAACUCCAUUUGUGCACUUUCUUAUCAGGGAACUCUAUAGCCUCGUGUUGGUCCACGGAGACUCCUGUAAUGCACCCGUGGGUUACCAACCAAGCUAACCCCUCAUAUUGACAGUUGUUGCUCAUCAAACAAUUAGUACAGCUCUCUCAUUGCAUUCUUAGCUACUAGAAUGGGGACUUGGAGGCAGAAGUUACCAAUCAUGGUUGAGAGCUAAGCAUUUUUGAACUGCUGUAUCUUGUGUAAUGUAACCUUCUUGGCCAUCAUAGAUUUUCCACUCAGAAGCCUCAGACUAGCCUUCUCCCCAUUUGAAGUAGUCCUUGGAUGUAACUGCUUCAAAAAUAAAGUUAAGUUGUGUCCGUAUCCUCUGUAUACAGGUAAAUCUCUAUUUACGAUCUCCCAAUUUACGCUAAUUUACAUUAAUGAUGCUGAUAUAUUACGAUCACUCCCCUAUUUGCAAUGUAAACAAAGUCGCAUUAACAAUAUUCGUCAUCCUGCCAACUCACCGUAUGGAACGCAUCACUCACUUCAUUUGUCAGCUGAGGUGUCAUCUACCUGAACACCGUCUAGUGGCCUUCUGGUGAACUACAGUCCAGCCAUUGUUUCUUAUAGGUUACAUGUGUGUUAAGCUGCAGUCACACUAGAGUUUCUACCCAGAAUAAAUCCACUGUACCAUUGAUUUUUCAACGAACUCCUCAAGUUGUCUCUACAGCGACAACUUAUUUGUUGUCGAAAGUAGGACGAUAUGGAACGUCUGAUAAGCCACAGUACAGUGGAUUGAAAUUUCCUAUAGAGAGUCUAUUGUAUUACUAAAAUUUAUACCGUUCUUAUUUUUUCUUAUUAAUGUCAAAAUGUACAAAAAAUAUAAAAACUAUUUCAGUAACAAAACAAGAGCAAAAAUGUUGUCGUAAAUAAAAAAUAAGAAUAAUUCAGCACGACGGGAAUUUCAUUUGACUCUAGAGUACUUGCAUCACUUUUGUAAACAAACAUCGCUUGGACCCUUUAAACGCAUACCAAAUUUCCUUGAUGGAUACUGCUACCCACAAUCAUUUUUUUUUUU
Messenger RNA from Homarus americanus (American lobster), 3091 nucleotides. RefSeq names its product DEAD-box helicase Dbp80-like (gene Dbp80). Gene Ontology annotation, cellular component: cytoplasmic stress granule; nucleus. The coding region runs from base 74 to 1507 and encodes 477 amino acids. Gene Ontology annotation, molecular function: RNA binding; ATP binding; RNA helicase activity. The transcript is spliced from 10 exons. NCBI's taxonomy places the organism in Eukaryota, Metazoa, Arthropoda, Malacostraca, Decapoda, Nephropidae. Gene Ontology annotation, biological process: poly(A)+ mRNA export from nucleus. The record is from RefSeq and is a predicted model, not a curated record.